Molecule: messenger RNA, 2340 nt
Organism: Corapipo altera (White-ruffed manakin)
Lineage: Eukaryota; Metazoa; Chordata; Aves; Passeriformes; Pipridae
Exons: 8
Coding region: 352-1929 (525 amino acids)
Molecular function (GO): protein binding
Source: RefSeq, a predicted model, not a curated record
ACCAAAGCCAAAUCACAUGUCACUGGACGUCUCCCAGCACAGGGGCACAGAGGACUCAGACCUGUCCCCAGUCUGGAGGGAACCUGGCAACUGAGCAGACCCUGAUGACGCUUCCAGUGAACGCUCAGAGCCGGAUGUGGGGCUGCUGAGCUGAGGGUGUUGCAUUUUACAGAGCGUGGUGGGCACAGGUGGGUUCCUGAUACAGCAGGGACCAGCAAGGAACUGCGUGGGUCAAGGUCCCAGCUGCCCAUCAUGUCUGCAGGUGGCAGAACAGCUCCAGCACACCCAUCCCUCGCCACAGCCCCCGGUGCGGAGGUGUAGCGUGGGGACAGAUGGACGGGCCGUGGUGGGAUGAGCCCUGCCCUGCACCUGCUGCUGUCUCUGGCCAGCUGCUCCCUCCUCUGGGGGAUGCUGCUGCGGCCACGGCACGUGAGGCUGGAGGCACAGAACUUCCACGUGUGGCUGCGGUGGGAGCCGGACCCCAGCUCGCCCAGCCAUGCCACCUAUCAGGUGGAGUGGAGGAAGCGGACCUCGAGCUGGAUCAAGGCAGAUGCCUGCAGGGGGAACAGCACUGGCUCCUGGGAGUGUGAGUUGUAUUUUGACAGGAUCCACGAUAUCUACUGGGCACGGGUGAGAGCGGUGGCCGGAGGCGAGCAGUCUGAGUGGGCCAGUUCCAGCGAGCUGCAGCUGUACAGAGACACAAUUGUGGGGCCCCCCAAGUUGUCCUGGCUGCUCCGGGAUCAAAUCCUCCACGUGAACAUCGCCGUGCCACUCACUCCCUACCAGAGAAGAACUGGUUCCUACAAGCCAGUGGACAGAGUGCUGCUGAAACUGUGGUACUGGCUGCACCUGUACGAGGGGGACCUGCUUGUCCAGCAGGUGCCCUGCAAACGGAGCAGCGAGGAAGUGCCGUGCACCUUCGGGCCCCUGAAGCCCAGCACACGGUACUGCGUCCGGACGGCAGCCGCUGGCAUGGCCAGGGAGAGGAGCCGGGAGGCCGAGCAGUGCCUGGUGACUCCGGCAAGCCCCCCAGGCUUUCCCUGGCUUCCUGCCAUGCUGAGUGCCUUCUUUGUGCUUCUGCUGCUGAGUGUGGCCGGGUGCUGCUUCAUCCAGCUGCACAUAUUCCUUAAACCCUCGGAGAUGCACCUCCCAAAAACACUGGCACUCCUGAACAACGAGCUGAGUGUGGCCAUCCGGAUGCCUCCCCUCGAGCUUGAGGAGGAGCCGCUGGCCCUGCUCCUGCAGACUGUGCUCUCCUCCUGUGGGCCACCUGCAGCAGGACAGGCAUCGCCCACGGUCCCACUGUUCCUCCGAGGCCUCGCACAGGACAUGACCAGCUACUGUGCCAAUGGGUUUGGCCUGGGCUGCCCCACGGGAAGCGACCCAUCCUGCACCCACAGCCUGCUGGAACAUGCCUUGGGCUCCCAGGUCCCAUCACAGCCGGAAAAAGAUGAGAAAAGUGACGGGGAUGAUGUGCCGGAGCAGCUGGUGCCAGUGGGACUGACCAGAAACAGCUACAUAGGUGACAGGGACAGCCGUACACCCAAGACCCUGCACCUCCAGCUGUAUUCUAAAUGCCAGUGCCCAGCCCUGGGAGUAGGCAGCCACCUUCCUCUGCCCAUACCCAGCAGGAGCUGCAGUCAGGAGGACCUGCGGGAGGGUCUCGGCAUGGCUGGGCACUGGGUCCCACUCAGCUCCGUGAAGCUGCCGGCCAGUGAGGAGGAGGAGGGAGGGCAGCUCCUCUGCGCUCUCCAGUCCCUGCCUGGCGUUGAGACUGAGCCAGGUGACAGCACCAUGCAGCGAGGCCACUCAGAGCAGGCAGCACCGGGCAUCCCCAGCCCCUGCCAGCCACUGCCUUCGCCCGGCAACGUCCUGCAGGCAGCUGCCUUCUCCGGCUACGAGCCACGUGCCCCACCUGGGCCACCGUGAGUGGGGGCACCCUGGGGAUCUCCGGGAGCCCCCAGCUCCCAGCACAGUCCAAGGUGCCCCCCAGCCAUGGUGGCUGCCUGCCCCAACCUGCUGGUGCCAGGCUGGGGACAGGGCAGGGGCAGGUUCCCAUGGGCAGGCACAGGUGUGCUCCAGGCUUGGCUGCCAUGGAUGGGCAGGAUCCGCAUCUCCAGAGCUUCCCUUCCAGGAUUUUGGUGCUAUGGAGCUAAAGCACAAGGAGAAGAGACCAAAGUUCAACUCCCAAAACUCUUAUCUAUUUAUCUACUUGUAUGUGUGUAUAUGUGAUACAGUAUCUAUACUAAUGCAAAUUUAUGUAACACUCAUAUAUAAACCCUCUUUAAUGAAAGAGGAGAUUGGGGUUUUUUACUUCUCUGGAAAUACUGACUGUGUGCU